Molecule: messenger RNA, 6626 nt
Organism: Fundulus heteroclitus (mummichog)
Lineage: Eukaryota; Metazoa; Chordata; Actinopteri; Cyprinodontiformes; Fundulidae
Gene: itpkb
Product: inositol-trisphosphate 3-kinase B
Exons: 12
Coding region: 655-2994 (779 amino acids)
Biological process (GO): inositol phosphate biosynthetic process
Cellular component (GO): cytoplasm; nucleus
Molecular function (GO): inositol-1,4,5-trisphosphate 3-kinase activity; inositol tetrakisphosphate kinase activity
Source: RefSeq, a predicted model, not a curated record
AGAGAGGGAAGGAGAGAGAGAGAGAGCUUCCGCCUUUAGACUACAGACACAAAAAGCUUUACUACACUCGGAGAGGAGUCGAGCGGAGGAUGUCAACAGACAUCUCUGCCCAAACAGCCGCUGUCCAUCCACAGGACAGAGCGGGGUAGCUGCACACCCGGACGCCUUCAGGGUUGAGGCUUGUGGAGGAACAAGCAGAUGCUCUUCGGGCUAUUUUUUUUUUCUAAGUGGAGGUCGAUGUGUGCGUGUGUUUGUGAGAAGAGGCGGAGAAGCCAAAAAACAAAAAAAGAAACAACAACAACAGAAAACCGGCGAGCGCGUCCUGACAAAGUUGCUUCGUGACAAGUAAAAACAAAGAUGGUGCACGGCGGCUGGUUUCUUUGUACGUUUCGCGCAUAGGGACUGGUCGGUUUUGGGGGGGGGGGAAACAAACAAAACAGAAGGUGUCCCGGAGGAGGAGACGACCCGGAGGAGACGGGACGGGACGGGGCGGAGUGGUGGGAAACCUGCUGCCCUGCUGCAGAUCUUCUGUUGCCGCUUGCCCCUCGGAUGCAGGGGAAACGCUGAGAGUUGUUCGGCAGGCGUCCCUGCAGCUUCCAGGGGACAUUGUCAGAUGUGUACCCGGCACACAAAGCCCCUGGCCUGGCCGUGGGGAUGGCAGCCUCUGCCUUGAACCUGAACGCCCUUGUAGUCAUGAACAGCAGUAAUCAGUUUCACUCCCAGCCUGGGUCCUCGAACGCCUCGUCCAGAACAAACACCAGCCCAGUCGGUCGUCCCGUGCUGCCGGUUCCAGAUCGGAGCACCUACUGCCCGUUACUGGGUGGAAGCCUCUACAGCCCAACCAGCCCAAAGACGAGCCCCCGGUCUCUGAGCCAGGCCUUUGUCUUUCCUCCUCAUCCGAAUUCGCUCUCCCCCUGCGACUCAACUCGCCCUCGCUCCCCCUCGCCGCGCAGCCCGGAGCGCCUGGGAGUCAAUGUGGGCCAGCGCAUCCGACGCCUGAGCGGUGAAGACAGAGGGGACGGGGACGUGGAGGAGGAGACAGGCGGAGGGCCGAGAGGAGGCGAGGCGCGGGAUGAGAGGAAACGACAGGAACAUCUGCUACGGAUCCACAGAGAGCUGCAAAACGUUGAGGUCAGAGGAAAAGUGGGCAUAUUCGAGGCCCACAUUUCCGGGAUCCGCGCCCAGGUCCUUAAUAGUGAGCUCCAGCGCAGCCCUCGGAUGACCAGACGGGCGUCGUGCCAGUCCCCUUUGCAUCCCAGCCAAGGAAACACAGUUCCUGAAAAUCCAAUGACCCCCCCUCCCGUCGCCCAGAAUGGCAGAGAGGUGGAGGAAGGAAUGACAGAAAGACUAAGGAAGGAAGGUGGAGUGGACAAGGGCGAGAAGGACAGCGGUGCUGCAAAGUCAAACCCAGAGAACAAGACACUGAUUGAUCAAAACGACUGCCAUUCAGAAACAACUCUCCAAACUCCCGUGGUGGACAAACGGGUUAUUCAUGGUUCCCCCGAGACGUCGGAAAAUCAUUCAGCUACGGAGGAGAACGAAGCUAAGCUAAGAGAAGGGGAGGGAGAAAAAGAUGAAAAGGUGGUGGAAAACGUAGAGAUGAAGCGCGAUGAGAGAGAACGGACAAACCAAGUCACAGAUGGGGAAGAGCAUCGGCGUGACUCAACGGCGCUGAUUCAGUCCGAAGGAAAAAGGAUUAACGAUAUCUCCGAAACCACCGCCUUACCUCACACACAAAACAGUAACAACGUGAAGCUGAGUUUGCUGGAAACACCCGAUCAGACAUGCGACCAUUUACCCGCCCUGCCCCCCUCCAUCCCCGCCGUCAUAAUCACUGACCACGGAUUGGAGACCCUGUCUCAAACUACCGAGGGCUCAGGCUCUGAACGGGGGCUGUCACGAUCCCCCAGUCCCAGUUCCAGUCCUCUUCCACGCUCCCCCACUCGCUCCCUCAGGAAGCUGUCCUCCUCCUCCGCCUCCUCGGCCGGGUUCUCCUCCUCGUGGGAGGAGUCGGAGGAUGACAUUUCCAGUGAUACGGAGAAAGGGGACAAUCUUCUCAACCCUGCACAUCUCAGUUCUCAGCAGAAAGCUCACAAGUCAUGGAAGAAGAUAAAGAACAUGGUCCACUGGUCUCCGUUUGUGAUGUCCUUCAAGAAAAAGUAUCCCUGGAUUCAACUGGCUGGACACGCAGGGAGUUUUAAGGCAGGCGCAAAUGGACGGAUAUUAAAAAAACACUGUGAAUGCGAGCAGCGCUGCUUGUCCCGGCUGAUGGAAGAUGUGCUGCGGCCCUAUGUCCCUGGUUAUCAUGGAGACGUGGAGAAGGACGGCCAGAAGUACAACCAGAUGGAGGACCUGCUGGCUGAGUUCGACUACCCGUGUGUCAUGGACUGUAAGAUGGGAGUGAGGACCUACCUCGAGGAAGAGCUAACCAAGGCUCGGAGAAAGCCCGCUCCGAGGCCCGACAUGUAUCAGAAAAUGGUCGAGGUUGACCCCGAGGCACCCACGACGGAGGAGAAUGACAAGAAGGCAGUGACCAAGCCCAGAUACAUGCAGUGGAGAGAGACCAUAAGCUCGACGGCCACCCUGGGGUUCAGGAUAGAGGGAGUCAAGAAAGAAGAUGGAACUGUGAACAGAGAUUUUAAGAAGACAAGGACAAGGGAGCAAGUGGUUGCAGCCUUCCAUGACUUUGUAAAAGGAGAUAAGGAGAUACUGAGCAAAUAUCUAACAAGAUUAAAGGAAAUCCGAGCCACUUUGGAGAUCUCUCCAUUCUUCAAAUCCCAUGAGGUGAUCGGCAGCUCCCUCUUGUUUGUUCACGACGGCCGGAAACGGGCCAAAGUGUGGAUGAUCGACUUUGGGAAGACCACGCCCCUCCCUGACGGGGAGGAACUAACCCACCGAGCUCUGUGGGCGGAAGGGAACAGAGAAGACGGCUACCUUUUCGGACUGGACAGCUUGGUGGACAUCUUUUCCAGCAUGGUGAACUCUGAGACUUGAAGGCUGAAGGUUUUGUCUUCGAAAAACCAAGUAAACGUCCUGGACUCGCCGCCAUUACCGCUUCCUUUCAUGCUUCGUGCGUCUGGGGAACCCUUUGGAACACUGACACUUGAACUCGCGACGCAGACCGCGUCGUCCAACCCCUCUUAGUUCCUCACGAGUGGAACUAGUUACAGCAACAAUGCCUCAGUUCCUCAUAAUUGUGCUAAACUAGAGUUUUUUUAUGCUGUGGUUUAAAAGUGGGGAGAAGGUCAAUCUUAUAUAAACUCAUUUUGACAGCAUAACCUUUUCCUAAAGGAAUCUCCUAUUGAAAAGCAAACAUUAUGUCCUGUUGCCUAAAGCAAACUGAGACGUUUACUUUAAUUUCAUAAAUAAAUCCUCUACAAAGGCCUAAACCAACAAGACGUUACCUAAUAUUUGACUGCUUAAUGACAGGCUCAACAUUAAAUAUUAUAUUUUUUACAUUAGGGACUUACAAUAAUUCGUUAUAAUAUACACAGGAUAUAUUUAUAUGCAGUGCUUUGCAAAAGUAUUCACACCCAUGGAGCUUAUUAACAUUUUUGCCACAUUACAGCCACAAACUGCUGCGUUUUUCUCUGAAAUUUUAUCUGACGGCCCGACAUAAAGUAGCACAUAAUUGAUAAGUGGAAGCAAAAUGAUACAUGGAUUUUUCAAAUAAAAAUAAUUUAUGUCCAUUUAACCUGAAUCAAAAGCUCUUCGCUGUUUUGGGGGUACGUCAUGGCACAUCGACUUACUGAAUGUUUUGCUCGUUCUUGGAAUACCCUCCAUCCAGUCUGUCAGAGCUUGAGCUAUUUUUCGGAGCUAGAUUGAUCGUACUUUGACUGGACCAGUCUAAUACAUGGAAAACAUCUCUGGCUGUGUAUUUCAGGCCAUUUUCCUGCAGGAAGGUGAACCUCCGCUCCAGUUUCAGGUUUCUUUUGCAGCCUGGAACCGGCUAUAUUCCAGGAUUUCCCUGUAUUCAGCUGCGUACAUCUACCCAUCAACCAGCUUACCUGUCCCCCGCUGAAGAAAGGCGUCCCCGCAGCAUCAUGCUGCCACCACCAUGUUUUUUUGGGAGGGGGUUGGCCAGGCAUUGUAAAGCCUGGUCAACCUUUUUACAAGUUUAACAUUGUAAAAACUUCUGCUCCCUUUCUUUCUUGCGACAAUGGCUUUCCACUUAUAAAGGGGUCUGAAUCCAGUCAUACGUGUGUCGUUUUUUAGAUUUUUAUAUAUAAAGAUAUCUGAAACACAUGUAUCAUUUUUCUUCCACUACAUAAUUAUGCACUACUUUGUCUUGGUCUGUUGCAUCAAAUCUCAAUAACAGACAUUAGAGUUUACAGCUGUAAUGUGACACAAAGUGAAACAGAAUAAGAUGUAUACCAUUGCAAAACACUAUAUGUGUGGGUGAAGUAUGAUUCAGCUUGUUAUAGUAUGGCCUACUACUGAUGUUUUUAUAGACACCAGAGAUUUAAAAAUAUAUAUAUAUAUAUUUUCACCUUUUUGAUUUGGCACUUCUGGCAAAAUAUCUAACACAGUAGCACUCGCUGUUCUCUUUAGUUUAGAAGAUUCAAAAUCUGAAAAAAUUCUGGGCCCUCAAAACUAGUCAGAUCCCAUCAUAGAGCUCUAAAAUGGCAAUCUUUAACAUUUCAAUCCCGCUGUGAUGUCAAACCUCUAAAUCUCUUGUUCGCUUGCACUCAACGUAAGGUAAAAUUGCGCCAAUUUCAUGGUCAAAACCGUUUCUCCGUCCCCACCAGGAAGCUCUUCCUAAAUUGUAUCUGCGAUAGUUGUACGUCACAAUAAAAUAAGCUACGACUACAAAGCGUUUCACUUCGCAGGGUUCCUUAAACGAUAACAGCAGAGUCGGCUCACUCGGACACACGUCGGGUCUAAGGGGGGACUGCUUCAUCAGAUUUAUCCGGUUAAAUAUCAGUGCUGGGAAACUGCUAUGGUUAGCUUUCAGAAAAUGUUGCUCCAGUGUGUGCAUCUCUUGGCUGACAGAUUGCGUUCUGAUAAUCUAGGCGGUGUACGGGUGAUGGAUCAGAGACACCUGCACCCAGAUAAACAGUUAUGGUGAGGAGGGAUUACAGUAAUUAAGAACAGGUUUUAUAAUUAGAUGUAAGCCAGUGGGUUCAGGGUUGUUAUUUUCCUUCUUCUGUUGUCGUACGUUGGCCAGAAAUGACGAGCCUGAAGCUCCAGGAGCUCAAAUAGUGCUUCUCGUUUACAGUCUUCAUAUUCAAAUAAAAAGCUCUAUUUUUAAACACCUCUAGAUUUCGCGAUAGCGAAAACACAGAAGUGCCGUUGCUCAUCGGGGCAUUGCUCAAGCAUGCGCCGCACUAUUCGGCGAGACGAACCUAAGAAGUAAAUUCCAAUCGCAAUGUUCAAGAUUGCCAAUUUAAACCCCUUUUAGCCACGCGAUCUAACUCAGUUUUAUCUCUUUUUUACUUUUCUUCCGGUCUUAAUGCAGUUUUAAACGCAUCGACGUCAGAGACGGUCUCCUGUUACAUUUGCAGUGGGAGAGUUUGUACAUUUAAGUGUGUUUUUUUUUUGGUCCACAUAUUUAAGGCAUAUAAAUUUAGUCCCAACAGCUUCCCACUUAGGCAAAAACAGAGUGAGGUUUGCGCACGUUGUUUGAUUCACAGUCAUCUGGAAAUUACUCACGGUGAGGAGAAGCAACAGUAGAUUUCCCAGCAGUCAUUGCCAUGUACUGAACUGUAACAUAGACUCAGCAUCCGUUGUGCUUUUGUUGUCAAACACUUAACACCCUUCCCCCUUUUUUUUUUUUUUUUUUUUUUUGGUCGCUCCAGGUAGCUCAUGCAGUGUACAGUAAGAUGUAUUUAGUUCUGUGUAGUUUUGUUGUUUUACUGUAACAUAGUAGUUGUUAAAUCCCGUUGAACACUCACAGCCAUGAACAACCCUAUUUAAGCUACACAGUGCCUUGACAUUACGAAGCCAAGUCAGAAAGCUAAAACAUGUUCUUGUUCUAGUUCUACAUAUGGGUUUUAUUCGCUUAGUCCUAACGUGGCUGCAUGUUUAUUAUCCUCUUAAACGUUUAGGACUUUCUCAUUUGUUCUGAUUUUAUUUAAACAACAUAUUUUACUUGUGAUUCUUUUGAUUAAUGGUAUAUCUGGUUUUGGUUUCAAACAAGUCACCUUUUAAGAGGUAGUCACAGAGUAGGACAAUCAGGGAUAUUACAGGGGGAAAAGACUCCCAUUAUUCAUGUAAAGCUAUAUAUAUAUAUAUAUAUAUAUAUAUAUAUAUAUAUAUAUAUAUAUAUAUAUAUAUAUAUAUAUAUAUAUAUAUAUAUAGUGGGGGACCCUCCAAUGAUUUUAAAUGUUCUUUAAAGACUGGCCUUUAUAAAAUACUUGCUGUUACAGUAAAUAAGGAAAUACUGCAACUUAAUGCUGUGCCUUCUUAAGGAAAUAGAUAAACGAGAUGGGAACAGAAUUGUUUUCAUACUUUAACUAUGAUAUUUGGUAACUGUUCUUUUCUGGCCAACAGUAAUAAAUGUUGCCUGGUUUCCUUUGUGUGCACUUACAGGUGUUAAAUGUAGGUGUUAAAAGGUUUGUAGUGUUGCUGGUUUGUUUAUUUAUUUUUUUGGACUGUUCCUUUAAAAAUACAUUUGUGGUGAAACA